AAGCGACCUUGUGUAAAUUUAUGUCGUUUUAUCUCUUUCUUUCUUUUUUUUUCACCUUGUCUUUAUCUCUUUUUGUGUCCGAAAACAGAUCUCCGAUUCCUAACUCUCCGAAUUGUUCUUUGCCGCAUCGGAUCUCAGAGAUUAUUUUGGAUCAUAGCCAAUGAGCAGUGAAGGUUCCGCCGGAAAGGCGGCUGCUGAAGCCAAAGGAUUGAACCCGGGAUUGAUAGUGCUGCUUGUUGUUGGAGGUCUGCUUGUGACAUUCCUUAUAGCCAAUUACGUGAUGUACAUGUAUGCUCAGAAGACUCUACCCCCAAAGAAGAAGAAGCCCAUCUCCAAAAAGAAGCUCAAGCGUGAGAAGCUCAAGCAGGGAGUCCCCGUGCCUGGUGAAUAGAUUCCAACUUCUUCUUCUUCUUCUUCUCUCACUUCUUCAUCGGUCUGUACUAAAAUUUACCUUUGCGGUUUUCUUUUUCUUCUUGUCAUGACAAUGUCAGUGAGACUUUUUGUAUGGUUUAACAAGCAGAGUAGAAACCAUCUUUCUUUUGCUUUGGUUAUUAGACUUCAGUAUUU
Eutrema salsugineum is the source of this 567-nucleotide messenger RNA. Its product is annotated as DNA-binding protein S1FA2. The record is from RefSeq and is a predicted model, not a curated record. Gene Ontology annotation, biological process: regulation of DNA-templated transcription. NCBI's taxonomy places the organism in Eukaryota, Viridiplantae, Streptophyta, Magnoliopsida, Brassicales, Brassicaceae. Gene Ontology annotation, molecular function: DNA binding. Bases 161 to 391 code for a protein of 76 amino acids. Gene Ontology annotation, cellular component: nucleus. The transcript has 2 exons.